Molecule: messenger RNA, 252 nt
Organism: Pochonia chlamydosporia 170
Lineage: Eukaryota; Fungi; Ascomycota; Sordariomycetes; Hypocreales; Clavicipitaceae
Exons: 1
Coding region: 1-252 (83 amino acids)
Source: RefSeq, a predicted model, not a curated record
AUGACAUUUACCGUGAUGACACCUGAAAACACGGAAAGGGAAGUGGAAACGAACUCCGCCUUCCAGACUCGGCCCGCUGAUGAAGCGUAUAAAAGGUCUGCAAACAUGGAUACGUUGCUUGGCUCAACUUGCUGGAGCAACAUCCUCCCAUCGACUCUUGUCUACUUGAUCCGUGUUUACUUUGUGAGAAGGUUUUUAUUGGACACCCGUACUUUCCAAAGUGAAUACUGCCAGACAAACACCGGACUUUAA